AUGGCGGCUAAAUCGGACGGGGUCCUGAAAAUGAAGAAGAGCGACGUGGCCUUCACCCCCCUGCAGAACUCGGAGCACUCGGGCUCGGUGCAGGGGCUUCACCCGGGAGCCCAGACCGACUCCGCAGGAACCGGGGAUGGGGACUUCGCCAACGGGGAGUCGCGGUGCUGCGGCGGGGGAGGCUCCAACUCGACGUGCCUUCGCCUGGGCAGGGAGCAGCAGAAAUACACGGUGUGGGACUGCCUGUGGAUCGUAGCCGCAGUGGCCGUGUAUCUGGCAGAUGUGGGCACCGACGUGUGGCUGUCAAUCGACUACUACCUCCGCCGCGACUACUGGUGGUUCGGCCUGACGCUCUUCUUCGUGGUGCUGGGCUCCUUCUCGGUCCAGCUCUUCAGCUUCAGAUGGUUCGUGCACGACCUGAGCACCGAGGACGGAGCGGAGACCGCCGCCGAUUGCUCACACAUGGAUGGAAAUAAGCUGCUGAGCGGAUCGGCCUCACACGGCGACGUUACCGCUCAGCACCACCCGACCACGCCGCAGAGACAGGCGUCGACCGCCAGCAAGAACACCACCACCAACAGCACGGCGAGCACCGCAGCGGGCAGCAGGAGCAGGAAACGAUCGGCCUACUACUCCUUCUGCGUCUGGUUCGGCCAGUCCAUCAUCCACAUCCUCCAGUUGGGACAGAUAUGGAGGUAUUUUCAUACCAUCUACCUGGGCGUUCGGAGUCGUCAGAGUGUGGAGACCGAUCGCUGGCGUUACUAUUGGAGGAUGGUCUUUGAAUUUGCAGAUGUGAGCAUGCUGCACCUACUCGCCACCUUUCUGGAGAGUGCUCCACAACUGGUUUUGCAGCUGUGCAUCAUUAUACAGACACACAAGCUCCAGCCUGUGCAAGGUAUGACUGCUGCAGCCUCCCUUGUGUCUCUGGCCUGGGCCCUGGCCUCUUACCAGAAGGCCUUGCGGGAGUCUCGAGAUGACAAGAAGCCCAUCAGCUACCUGGCUGUCAUCAUCCAAUUCUGCUGGCACUUUUUCACUAUUGCUGCGAGGGUCAUCACUUUUGCCCUGUUUGCCUCUGUGUUUCAACUUUACUUUGGCAUCUUUAUUGUCUUGCACUGGUGCAUCAUGACCUUCUGGAUUGUCCACUGUGAGACAGACUUCUGCAUCAGCAAGUGGGAGGAGAUCGUGUUUGACAUGGUAGUGGGCAUAAUCUACAUCUUCUCCUGGUUUAACGUCAAGGAGGGACGGACAAGGUGUCGGCUGUUCAUCUACUACCUGGUGAUUCUUGUGGAGAAUGCAGCUCUCAGUGCGUUGUGGUAUCUCUACCGCUCGCCUCCCACCACUGACGCCUUUGCAGUGCCAGCACUCUGCGUCAUCUUCAGCAGUUUCCUCACCGGUGUGGUUUUCAUGCUUAUGUAUUAUGCCUUUUUUCACCCCAAUGGGCCACGCUUUAGCCGCUCGCCGAGUGGCCAGGGUCUCGACCUGGAUCCCACUGCUCAGUUCUCCACACUACCAUCAGAAGGAGCCACCAACUCACUACGUUCCAACCGAGGUGCCACCACAACCUUGGAGCGGGACAUGGGGAAGUAUUCUGAGCGGGAUGGCUGCAUGCCAAUUUUUCAGGUCCGACCCACAAUGCCAUCUACGCCAUCGUCUCGUGCUCCACGCAUUGAUGAGACUGUCAUCAAGAUCGACCUCUGUAGGAACCGCUACCCAGCUUGGGAGCGUCAUGUCCUCGACCGCAGUAUACGCAGAGCCAUCCUGGCUAUAGACUGCUCACUGACUCCUCCACGGCUGCAGUAUAAAGAUGACGCUCUGGUGCAAGAGAGGUUGGAAUACGAGACCACACUAUAGUCCCACCCUGCUCUCAGAACCCAUGGAGGGUGCAGCCAUUAGAGGAUUAUCCUGCUAUCACAGAAACAGAAACAGGGACUGUGGCAAUAAGAAUUUGUUACUACCAACAAUUCCACUCUCAUAUCACUUUUUGUAUUCCUCAGCAUCAACACUCACCCAGGAGCAUCAACCUUGUUGGUGGUGAUUGGAGGAGCAAUUUGUCACAAGUGCAGUUGAAAUCACCGGAUGUGUUGAGGUUCUUUGUAAGGUUUUUGCUGUUAUUUUUACUUCCGCUCAUCAGGGAAAUUCUGUCUGGUAAAACCUGAAUGCAAAUGAACAGAGUGCUUUGAAAUUCUGCUCAGACCAAACAGGAAGCUGAUGCACUGUUUGGUUACGGUUGGGAAAGUUACGGAUAAAAUAAGCAAAUAUUCACAUCCACCCAGACAAGUCGCCGGACACCAGGAAACAAUUCCUCCUUCAGCAUCAUUAGGAACGUCCAACGUAAACGGAAGUUCUGAUGAAGUGGUCGCAUAGCAGCCACAACUCGGUGGCUACUUCCAUCAAUACUCCAUCACACUUAUUGCUCCUGUUCUUAGUGCCAAAAAGUUUCCUUGGAAAUGUUCUCUAGAUUCUGAGGAGUUGGGACACAAUAUGCCAGGUUCAGACUACAUGAUAUAAGCCUGAGUAUUGCCAGAGCCAGCACAUGUAGGGCAUGGGCUCAGAUGUGUAGGUGACAUGACAAUCGAUCAUCCCAUUAAGUGUCAUGAAGGACAACAACUGAUGCCGCAUGUCACCUUUUUCUUCACAAUGUUCUCUUAUGUCCAUGACUUUGACCAAUAUGAGUACAGAGUGCUCUUUCAUGCACAACUGUAAACUGGUGAAGUACCAGAGUAAUGAUGCUGGUGCUGCAAGUGGCACUGUGAAACAGGACAGUCACUGCCAUUUUUAAGGCUUUUGCGAACAAUAGACGGCCUGCAUCAUAAACACCGCCAUUGUUUGUUUUCAUUGGUUUUCGUAGCACCACCUUCCGGAUGACAUCACAGGUGUCAAGAAAGACGACAUGGUUGGAUUGCUUGGGACUAAUUUCGUGUCUCUUGGCCAAGUCACAGCAAGAAGUUAUGACUCUAUAAUCACCUUCUCUCAAACGUUGACCAUUGCAACGGACAACAAUAUGGUGUAGUCUGAACCCGGCAUUAGAGAUGCCUGGGGAGUCCAAAACCUUCUUCCCUUACCAAGACAUUUCAUUCCUCUGGGAUUAUUGUGGUCUACACUGGAAGGUCAGACAGCAAGUGAACUACAUGAAGAUAGUGGUAAAAGUAGCAUCUAUACUCAGUCAUUGUGUUUUGUUUAGAUAAAUAAACUAAACCUGGCAGGAAGGAAUGAUAGGAAGCAGCAAAGAAGGGGGGAGCUGGACCCAAACAACCCCACUAUCUUUCUCCAUUAUGGAAGUAAGUCAAACACACACAAUGCCAAGAAACAUCUUCCUGGCAGCUCAACUCAAAAAUGUGCAGUCAAACAUCCUAAAACUGGAAAUGAUACUGAUCUUUGCUUGGAGUAAUAUGGUGUGCAGGUGGGGCAGCAAAGUUCAAAGCAGCAAAGACAAGGACAAGACAGAAUGAACAGGAAAUGGAAAUGAGUUGAGGAUGGAGAAGAGAAAAACCAGACAAGCAGCCGACUCAGCCAAACUAAACCAACCACCAGGUCUACAAGAUACAGUUAGUUUUAACUCAGAGUUGUUGUAGAGGGUACUGGACUUACUGUCUGUGUUUUUUUUGUUUUUUUUUUGUGGUGUAAGCUUGAUACAAGACCCCCUGUUUUAUCACAUAUCAUGGUCUGGGGAAGGUAACUAUUACAUCCAUAUAUUUUCAGUGGGGGACCUCUAAUACAGGAAACAAACAAAAAACAAUGUUUGCAGUUGGGUGUAGAUCCCAAAAAACAAGAUAAAUUCCAACAGAUAUAGAUUUAUUUCACUAAACUUAAAAACGGUGCAAUAUCAAAUAUGGCACAAUGUUCUUCCUUGCACUGGUGGCCAGUCACAGCACUGACUAUAAAUGACACGACACACCUCUCUCUCUCUCUCUGUCACAUUCAUCGUUUUUGCCACUUUUUUAAAAAUCUGUGUGGACACUGCUUGAAUAUUACUGUAACAAAAUAGACACAAACAUUCAUCCCAACGAGUUUGCAUUCAUAAUCAACACGGCAAAGGGAACACAGAAAAAAUGCUAUAUUUGGAUUCAAAAGGUCAAUGGAGAAAUAGGUCAAGACAGCUGUUAAAGUCUCCAGAGAGAGCUGGAGGGGAGAGGACUUAAAAGGAGUGCCUUGGACUUAAGCUACGCUGUGAUUCUGGCACAAAGCCUUUUCAAGGUAAUAAUCAAAUUUGAACCAUCCUGUCAUCCAGUGAGUUGAUAUGUAGCUGUUGAUCAGACCAGACUAAGGCCGCGUUCAGACUGCAGGCGAAUCUGAUUUAAAUCAGAUUCCAACUCAAAUCCGAUUUUUAGGGCUGACUGUCCACACUGUUUUUAGCAAGUGUCCAAAUCGGAUAUGGCUCUGUUCAGACUGGGCCACAUUAUUGACUGAUCUGACAGGUUGCUGUAGUAACGGCGUCAGAUCGUCUGACGUCAUAUAAUUGCGACAUCGACAAGAACAACAACAACAAACAUGAUGGAGGCAUGUCACCUCAGUAUAUUGGCCUUAUCGCUGUCCAGUAGAGGUGCAGAACAUCUCAGACGCACCAGGGGAGAAACCGGGUGGAUGGACCCCGUCGGGCCCGCAUGAGUCGGGCGCGGCUGCCGGUGGACGUCACGGACAGUCAAAACCGAUCUGAGUGUUUGGAGCGGUUCAGACUGAGACGCAUCUGUCCAAAUGCGAUUUGAAACUACCUCAUGAAGGUGGUUUCGAUCCGGUCUGCAAAAAUCGGAUUCCAUGUGAUUUGUGACUGUUCAGACUUCAAAAGAGCCAUCCAGUUCCAAUCUGGAUGGGCUAAAAAUCAGAUUUUUGCUGGCAGUCUGAACGAGGCCUAAAGGUCGAGGGCCUUCUAGUGGCCCCUACGGACAAAGUAACGUUAUGAGGUCAUUAAACGGCAUUCAGACAGUGGUGCUGAAAAUGUAAGACUUGUCCUCAUGGUGGUCUUGGGAUCCUUAAAAAUAAGAUUAUAGACAUUAAAAUCAAUGACAAGUUUUAUUUAAAAUCUGAACUCAAGUUUUCUAGUUUUCUAGUUAGGUCAAAAUGUUAGUUAACCCUAAACUGACUUGGGUGAUCAGUUUUUUAAUAUUUUUCAUUUUGCCACUUUACUAAUGUUUACCAUGCCGUGUUGGUAUAAUUUUUUCAGCACAACCUCACCUAUAUGACUUGAAAACUAUUCUUUUUUCUUAAAUUUACUGGAUCAACAUUUGAAAACCCAAAAGAAACAAAAAACAUCAAAUCAGAUAUCUAAAAUGUUUUUGUUUUUUUUAACUUUCUAAACAUAAUCAUGUCCAAUUAAGAAUUUUUAAUGUUGCAAAUGUGAACACAGGUCGCAAAAAUAACAUAAGAGAUACAAUUAGGAAAAUAUCUAGUUCUCUGUUUUUAUACUAAAUAUGUUUCACAUUAUCUCCGGUUUUACCUAUUAUCAUCAAACAAAAACUGGCAUGUAGUUUCAAGCCAGGACUUUCAAGGGAAGUUGAUGGCAGGGCAUGACACUGCUUCGUUUUUAACUUGUGACAUCAUGAAGAAAUAA
Centropristis striata (black sea bass) is the source of this 5545-nucleotide messenger RNA. RefSeq names its product XK related 4 (gene xkr4). Gene Ontology annotation, biological process: apoptotic process involved in development; engulfment of apoptotic cell; phosphatidylserine exposure on apoptotic cell surface. The record is from RefSeq and is a predicted model, not a curated record. Gene Ontology annotation, cellular component: plasma membrane. NCBI's taxonomy places the organism in Eukaryota, Metazoa, Chordata, Actinopteri, Perciformes, Serranidae. Bases 1 to 1851 code for a protein of 616 amino acids. The transcript has 4 exons.